Anguilla anguilla (European eel) is the source of this 3710-nucleotide messenger RNA. It is a transcript of the gene arfgap2, whose product is annotated as ADP-ribosylation factor GTPase activating protein 2. The coding region runs from base 88 to 1743 and encodes 551 amino acids. The record is from RefSeq and is a predicted model, not a curated record. NCBI's taxonomy places the organism in Eukaryota, Metazoa, Chordata, Actinopteri, Anguilliformes, Anguillidae. The transcript has 17 exons. Gene Ontology annotation, molecular function: GTPase activator activity. Gene Ontology annotation, biological process: COPI coating of Golgi vesicle.
UCUUGCGGAAGAGGAGGUGCGUCAGGUGUGCUGUUUGACCAAUACUGCUGUCCGUAGUUUUAGUUGCACGUAUGCGAAGGUGGCAAGAUGGCGUUGGAGCCGAACAAGACCGAAAUUUUAACCAUUUUUAAAAGACUACGGUCUAUUCCAACGAAUAAGGCCUGCUUUGACUGUGCUGCUAAGAACCCAAGCUGGGCCAGUAUACCGUAUGGAGUGUUCCUGUGUAUCGACUGCUCUGGUAUCCACCGAUCUCUAGGAGUACACCUUAGCUUUAUCAGAUCCACAGAACUUGAUUCUAACUGGAACUGGUUUCAGCUGAGAUGUAUGCAGGUUGGAGGCAACGCCAAUGCGGCUGCCUUUUUCCGUCAGCAUGGGUGCACCACCAACGACACCAACGCCAAGUACAACAGCCGAGCCGCACAGAUGUACCGCGAAAAGAUCCGGCAGUUAGCGAAUGCAGCCCUGUCCAAAUAUGGAUCCGAUCUGUGGAUUGAUUCUCCUGGAAGCACUCACACAGUGGCUAAUGAAAAGAAAGAAGACGAUUUCUUUGCAGAGCACAUUCAGGCUGCGACCAGCUGGGACUUGCCUGCCCCCACCCUAUUGGAGCAGAACGGUGCUGAUACCCCCCCUGCGGUAGAGGAGACGCCCAAAGUGAGCGAGAGCACCUCUGCCCAGCUGGAAGAAGGACCGAGCAUUGAAGGUCUGAGCACAUCUCCCAAAGCUGUUAUGGAAGAUUCAAUGCGUUUGUCGUCCAGCGAACCGCAGCCUUCUGAAGAUGUGAAGCCCUCUAUCAUCGGGAAGAAAAAACCCACAACAGCGAAGAAGGGGCUUGGUGCCAAGAAGGGCCUGGGGGCUCAGAAGGUGAGCAGUAAGAGUUUCACAGAGAUCGAGAAGCAGGCCCAGGUGGCUGAGAAACUGAGGGAGGAGCACGCCGCCGAGGCCAAGAAGCAGGCCGAGGAGUCCAUUGUGGCAUCCAUGCGGCUGGCCUACAAGGAGCUGGAGAUAGACAGGAAGAUGGAGGAGAAGAAGCUGCAGACCCUGGAGGGGAAAAAGAGGGAGCAAGCCGAGAGGCUGGGCAUGGGCUUCGGAAACAGGAGUGCUGUGUCCCACUCGGUGAUGUCAGAGAUGCAGGUGAUCGAGCAGGAGACCCCCACCGGAGCCAAGUCCUCCUCCUCCUCCCGCUCCAAGCUGGACAUGUUCGAUGAACCCGGCUUCACAUCCGGGCCUCCAAAGUACAAGGACAACCCCUUCACAUCCAGCGAUGGCUUUGGCUCACGGUGGGACUCUGACAGCAGCUCCACCUUCUCCUCCUGGGCCCUGGAGAAAGAGGAGCCCAAGGAGAGCGAGGUCACCAUCUCCAGCAUCCAGCCAAUCGGAGAGCGGUUGCCGAGCCGACGGAAGCCAGAAGCUUCAGUCCCGGUGGCAGAAUCGAGUGAGGCGCGGCAGAAGUUUGCCAACGCCAAAGCUAUUUCUUCCGACAUGUUCUUUGGGAGAGAGAGCAGCGCUGAGUAUGAAGCGAAGACCCGCCUGGAGGGCAUGUCUGGCAGCACCUCCAUCAGCUCGGCUGACCUCUUCGGCGAUGGCAGCGACCGCUCUGCAGGGGCUUCCGGCUUCGACAGCGUGCUUCCGUCAGGCCCGGACAUUGCUCAGUUCAAGCAGGGGGUGAAGACCGUGGCGGGGAAAAUGGCCGUGCUGGCUAAUGGAGUGAUGAACACAAUUCAGGAUCGCUAUGGAUCAUACUAAAUGCAGAGGACUGAGAAUAGGGAAUACUCCAAGCCAAAAAGUAUCACAAUGGCAAGAACCCACAUCGUCAUCCACAGGCUCUUCUCUUUCAGGGGAUUGGUUUGAAAACUGAGGGGGGGAGGGGGGUUGGCACUGGUGCUGUGGUAUAGAGAGGGGGAAGGAUUUGCAUGACCUUCAUCUGGAUGACCUUGACCUCAACCUCUCCGUAUGCCCAAAAGCCCAGCCUUUUAUAGACUCGAGUGACUGAAACAGUAUUGUUCUUUCUUUUAAGGAAAUCAAGGUGAAGUUCAAUGGGAGGGGGGAAAAAAGCUUUAGGUAUCAGUGUGUUCAAGGCCAGGGUGCAUCAGUUCUUUUGAAGUUUUGUUUUUCUAUACAGUUUGAUCUGUAUUUACAAAGUAAUUACUGAUUUAAUGUGUUAAGAAAUAUUUAACUAAACCUUUAACUAAACCUUAAUUGUUAGUUGUACACAUACAUGAACAUUUUUUUUUAUUGUAGUAUGUUCAAACCGGUUUAUACUCUUCAGCAUUAAGCUCAUCUGGAAAAGGACUCCUCGACUGCCUGAAUUUUAUUCCUUCAUUUUUCAUUUGCAUAUCAUUUUCUAGGAAAUUAUAUGACCCCAGCCCAUCACAUUUCAUAGUUGAAAGCUACUGUACAAAUCCAUAUCAUUUGGUCAUAGCUCGCAACUUAAUUGUUUUCAAAACCAUGCCUUCUAAUCGUUUCAUAUAUUUGCUUCAUAAAAUGUCCCUGUUGCCCAGGCAUGCGUUAUAAAAUAUUCUGCACAGGCUUUUGGUUUUUCCCUUUUUUCAAAAACCAGAGUUGCAACGAGACUUCCUGUUGAUUUUCACUGGAAAUGAUGGUUAUGGAUAGGCGUUUAAAGCCAUGCAGUUCGACUCAAUAAUAGAGUGGAUUUUGUGAAUGGACCAUUUGCCUUUUGACGACUAAUUGCUACUUUAAAAUUCCUCUGAAUCAUGCAGUUUCUUAUUCAGGGAGCUGAAAUCUAGACAUUUCUUUCUCAUUUCUUAAAUUAAGCUUCCAGACCGUGUCCCCCAUAUUGGCGGUAAUGCUAAAUGAUUGAAAUGACAGUUCUCACUGGCCCUCGGGGUUCAACAUAAACCAGAGUGGUGUUGAGGUGAGGAUAUCCUCACGGCACGUUCGUCUUAUAUUUGCUUGAUUGGCAGGAACCAAAGCCAGUCAAGCAGAAUUGCAGGCCCUUAAGGUGGGACUGUCAGCUGGAGGGACCUAUGUGUUCACUCGUCGUGCCUACAGUAGUACUAAGGCAAAAAAACCAACAGUAAUAAAACCCUUCAGGAAUGACUAUUGCUGUUGCAUUGACACUGACCACUUUUGUUGAUCAUGGAUGAUGCAGUUCUUGUAUGUACUUGAACGCCAGCUUUUAAGCGCAGUAUAUGCACACCAUACAGUUUGAAGCAUGAGGUAUUGUCAUAGGGAAUCAUUCAGUUUAAUUAGAGAAGAAUUGCAACAGUGCAGAUUUAUGGUCAAGAUCAAGGCUUUGACAGACAUUGUGCCUGAUUUCACUGUGAGUACUGUACAAGUAAGUCACAAUCAGGUGUGAUAUUCAUUGGUUUUAAUAACACACACAAAGCACAUAAUAGAUGGGUAUAUUUAAUUGUCUACCUUAUACUGUAUAUGCUCGUGAAAAAUGAUAAAUCUUGGUCAAACACAAAUGUAACAUUUUAUGCCCCAAAAAGAUAUAUACAAUUAGGUUAUAUAACAUCAAGGACAAACGUGGGUUUUUAGAACUGGUGACAUAGUCACCUAAUGGUUGUCAUUAAGGGAUAUAAGUUUGUGUGUUCUAGCCAAUCCAUGUUUGUCCACUGUUUGUCCUGCCUGUCUAUCUAUUUGUGCCCCAGUGAUGUAAAGGAAAAAAAAGACUCCUGAAAUACAAUUAUUUAUUGUAGGCAACUAAAGAUGCUACUAAAUUUGUGUCAAUAAAGGUUUAAAAUGUU